UCGAUUAGGUUAAGAGCAAAGCAAGUAGGCCUAUCUCAUAUGCGAACGGCUGAACGUGUUGCGAUCAUCGUGCAGCUACUAGAUAGCCUGCAGGUGCUCUUGUACGCGAGGGCCAAGAACUUUACAUCUGAUGUUAUCGUUAUUGUUGGCUUUGAUGUCGCAGAAAUAGUAUUAUUCGUUUCACAUUGAUUGAUUUAUAUUGUCGCGGUUGGCCUGUCACUGUUGUCGUUAAGGCUAGUGCUGGUGGUCGUGCUCCUGCGCGUGAACUUACGUUACCCGGAUCUUUUGUACAUCGGUUGGCAGUUGUGACGCAUACGCCAGACGUCGGUUUUAGGGCGAUGUCGUUCAUUCUGUGUGCCCACUGUCACUUCAUGACACUCACCUCAAAGGGGCUAACUAUUCAUCUGCGAAGAAGACACGGAAUUAUCGCUCACAAUCGACCACCAAGAAGGAAGACUAUGCGCGCUCCACCGAUCCGUCUAGCUAACUGUAGCAUGCGUCGUGAAGCUUGGAUGGAGCCUUUCGGCUGCGCAAUCUGCAGAUAUCGAUCGGCAUCAAGUUCCGACCUGCGACAGCAUUUUGACACUACGCAUAAACAGUGUGCUAAUCAUUGGGUGGCAAUACCUCGAACCUCGAUAUCUGCAAUGGAACACAGCUUACCACGAGGUCGAGGGGCUUACACAUCUCCUCCGGCGGUGGCCAGUAACGGAGGUCAGCAUAUUGCUAUGGCACUCGAUGUAGGUCCACCCGUUUCGGGCACUUCGAAGAUGCACUUCCCCGCCGAACCGCUGUACGGCCAUACAGGACAGAUCCUCGGGUGGAAGAGGCCAACAAAGCCACAGCUGCCAUCACAGUCAGAGGGUCCUCUGGUAUACAGCCAGCAGAAGGCCAUGCUUUCACCUAAGCAAAGUCACUCUUCUCGAUCGCAGCAGCAGCAGCAGCAGCAUCAGGUCUGCGAGGGGCAACACUUAGAGGAAGACUAACGCUU
Messenger RNA from Varroa destructor (honeybee mite), 988 nucleotides. RefSeq lists its product as uncharacterized. The record is from RefSeq and is a predicted model, not a curated record. Lineage: Eukaryota; Metazoa; Arthropoda; Arachnida; Mesostigmata; Varroidae.